AUGUUAAAAGGCUUUUUGUGUAAACAGGCUCGAGUAGCUUUGGAGCGCAGACUGUCGCCUUUUUGUGACGGUAAAAUCACGUCUACAUGUAAUUGGGAGCAUGCUGUUAAGCACAUACAAAGCGAUCCCCGUUUCCGCAUCCUUACCAAGGUGUCAGAAAAGAAGCAGCUGUUCAACGCAUGGAAGGUCCAGCGUCAGAAGGAGGAGAGGGACGAAAAACGUCUUGCAAUAAAGAAAGCAAAGGAGAAUCUGGAAAAAUGGCUGCAAGACCAUCCAAAGAUGAAGCCUGGCUUGAAAUACAUGAGAGCACGAGAGAUAUUCAGUAAGGAGGCGGUUUGGCAAGCAGUGCAUGAAGAUGAUAGACAGGAUAUCUUCCGCGAAGCUUUGGCUUACGUCACCAAAAGGGAUGCUGACAUGAAUAGAGAAACUAGAAAACGCAAUAUCAAAGCACUGGCGGAAAUACUGGAAAGCAUGGAUCAGAUCACCUACAAAACCACUUGGGCACAAGCUCAGCGGCUGCUCAUAGAAAACCCUCAGUUUGCCGAUGAUACUACCCUACAGAGCAUGGAUAAAGAGGACGCUCUUAUUGUUUUUGAGGAACAUAUCAGACAAGCUGAAAAGGAGCAUGCUGAGAUCAAAGAAGCAGAGGUAUGUGCUACCAGUGUAGGACCCAGAUGUUUAAAAAUUCUUUCUUCUAUAAUGGCUGCAAGUAAUGUUUUCAGUUUAUUGAUACCUACCUGUACUUGGUUUCCAAUUUUUUUAACGUUUAGUCAUUCAGAUUCAGCUUGAUU
This is a messenger RNA of Cylicostephanus goldi, 791 nucleotides long. Lineage: Eukaryota; Metazoa; Nematoda; Chromadorea; Rhabditida; Strongylidae. The record is from the annotation of a GenBank genome assembly.